Molecule: messenger RNA, 1457 nt
Organism: Asterias rubens (European starfish)
Lineage: Eukaryota; Metazoa; Echinodermata; Asteroidea; Forcipulatida; Asteriidae
Product: spermidine synthase-like
Exons: 8
Coding region: 88-1008 (306 amino acids)
Biological process (GO): spermidine biosynthetic process
Cellular component (GO): cytosol
Molecular function (GO): spermidine synthase activity
Source: RefSeq, a predicted model, not a curated record
UCAGAACGAACGUCAACACCACCGCGCGUGAACCACAGCUCGCUCAAGACAAGAUCUGAACAAAAAAGGCAAUUACUAACAAUCACAAUGGACUGUUUGCGAGAGGGUUGGUUUAGUGAGUUUAGUACACUCUGGCCUGGUCAGUCCAUGUCGCUGAAAGUAGAGGAAGUGUUGUUUCACGAGAAAACUAAAUUUCAAGAUGUACUUGUUUUUAAAAGUGAAAACUACGGCAAUGUCCUUAUACUGGAUGGAGUUAUCCAGUGCACAGAGAGAGAUGAGUUUAGCUACCAAGAAAUGAUAUCCCAUCUACCUCUGAAUUCACACCCCAACCCCAAAAAGGUUUUGGUGAUUGGUGGCGGUGAUGGUGGAGUCAUACGAGAGGUUGUGAAACACCCACAAGUGGAGAGUGUCACUCAGUGUGAAAUCGAUGAGAAAGUUAUAGAAGUCAGCAAGAAGUACCUUCCGUUUAUGUCCAGUGGAUUUGAAAGUCCCAAGCUAACGCAGCAUAUAGGAGACGGGUUUGUGUUUAUGAAACAACAUCUCAACGAGUUUGACGUCAUCAUUACAGACUCAUCAGAUCCAAUAGGUCCCGCUGCUGCUCUGUUUGAAAGACCCUACUAUGUAUUGAUGAAAAAGGCUUUAAGACCUGACGGAAUUGUUUGCACUCAAGGAGAAUGUCUAUGGUUGCAUCUGGAACUGAUCAAGACGAUGCAAGACUUCUGCAAGACUUUGUACCCAGUCGUUGACUACGGUUAUUGUACCAUCCCUACAUAUCCAAGUGGUCAAAUUGGGUUCACCCUGUGCAGUCUAAAUCCGGAAACAAACUUCAGGAAACCAAUUCGCAGCUGGACAAAUGAAGUCAAGAAGACCCUGAAUCUGAAAUACUACAAUAGUGACAUUCACAAAGCAGCCUUUGUCCUCCCUGAAUUUGCCAGACGGAUAUUGGAAACCGAAGCUAAUGGAGAAAAUGAAAAGUCAUUGCAACACAAUGGUGACCAGCUAGAUUGAGCGUGGACAAGCUACCAGCAGAGUGGACAUGCCAGCUAGAACCAAAGAAAGCAAAGUCUUAAUUAUGAGAAGUAGGUUGGUAGUGAAACCAUGUAUUUAUUAUCUUUUAUGAGGAGAAUGUUAAGGCUACUGGACAUUUCAGAUAGGUCGUCAAAUGUCAUGUCUAAACCUACACCUCGUUGUGCCUUCACAAUGCAAAGCUUUGAGUUAUUUCUAAUUGUAUUAUCAUUAAUAGAACAACAAUAGCAGGACCCAACAAACCUUGUCCAUAAGGUCGAGUGUGGGGGUGUGUGUGUGUGUGUGUGAGUAGGUAUACACAUUGCAACCAGGGACCUAUAACAAAAGAGGACAAUAGCAUCCAAGGUUCAUUGCGACCAGGGACCUAUAACAAAAGAGGACAAUAGUGUCCAAGGUUCAUUGCAACCAGGGACCUAUAACAAAAGAGGACA